This is a messenger RNA of Brassica rapa (field mustard), 1131 nucleotides long. RefSeq lists its product as uncharacterized. Lineage: Eukaryota; Viridiplantae; Streptophyta; Magnoliopsida; Brassicales; Brassicaceae. The record is from RefSeq and is a predicted model, not a curated record.
UUACUUUAAAUUGUAUUAGUUUUUUGAUUUGGGAUAUUAAAAUAAGGAAGAAAAAAAGGCUGUAAAGAGAAAGAGAUAACGUAACGUUUGAGCCAUGCUAUAAUGCUUUUUUGGCCUACAAUAAACAUUAAGAUAGUGACAUAUCUCUUUUUAGUAUAAUCUCGUUGACUAAGCUUAAGUUACCUCCCAGACUCCCUCCCACACACAAGUGGUCACUGGUCCUUUCAUUCAAACCCACGGACUGGUUUUGUCAGAAUCCAUUUUCACAUGUCAUGAUGAUGAUGAUACACAUCAUCAUCCCGGGAAUUGUAAUGUCGCACAGAUGAUGAUGUGUAUCUUCUUUUUUGGGCUUUUCUUAUUGGGCUUUACAUACCAAUGUAAAAGCGGAUUAAAAAAAACUCUAAAUCCAAAACCCGGAUACCAACCACCUGACCCGUUUCCAGAUCCAUUUCUUCUUCGUGCACCUGAGAGUAGACACGAUGAGCACGGAGAUGGAGGACUCUUCAGCUGUGCGGCGGCGCGUGUCCUGCACUAAAUACUUCGACGCGCUCUGGUUCUGCUACUGGAUGUCUAGAUGCUCCAACAUAACCAGCAAUGGCGAUGAGACAGAACAAGCACCGUAUUACCAGAUGCAGCAGUACUACCGGGUUGGAAAACUUGAUGAUUGUACUAAGAAGUUCUCUGCUCUCUUUGAUUGUCUUUCCUUAAAGACCAAAAGUGCUUCUGAAGCCGAGAAAAUUAUGGAAGAGCGAGAGAAAGCAGAUGCAGCAAAACAUAUAUGGAUUAUGCGGACACAGGAAGAAGCCUCAAGUCAUUGGAACGAGACUUUCGGGCAUUUGGAUGAUCCCAAUUAUUAGAUAGAAGUACAGUUUCACUUUCUCCACUGGAUUCUUGAUGGUCAUUUUUACUUUCAAGAAACUAGAUUGUUCUGCAGGAUAGAAAAAAGCUUUUGUCAUCAGUUACCAUGAACAUUUUUGAGCUGAGUUAUACCUCAAUCCCUAAAGAAGCGACCCAAAAGGAUGGAGGGGAUGUUCAGAGAUCAAUUGUUAAACCAUAGUUGUAUUUGGUUGAUCUGUUAACAUAAAGGUACUGAAUUUUAUUUAUAAAUUUGAUACUAUUUUUUACAGUUUU